This is a messenger RNA of Ambispora gerdemannii, 814 nucleotides long. The record is from the annotation of a GenBank genome assembly. NCBI's taxonomy places the organism in Eukaryota, Fungi, Glomeromycota, Glomeromycetes, Archaeosporales, Ambisporaceae.
AUGACAAACACUCACUCCGUUGAUUCAUUAAGAGAAUUAAAUGCUAAACUCUUAGCUGAAAUUGUAGAGCUUAGAAAGGAGAAUGCUGAGAUUCCUGAUCUUAAAAGGAAGUUAGCCGAGUUUGAAUCAGAGAAAGUUGAGCUUAAGGCCAGGCUUGCCGAAGCCCUAAGUCAGGCUGUGGAAGAGAGUAAGAGACGUGAUGCUGAGAUUGCCGAACUCAAGACUAGAAUUGAGGAGUUGGAGAAAUGUAAGGUAGAUUCUUCAGCCGAGAAUGUUAGACGCGAUGUUGAGUUUGCUAAGCUAAAGGCCGAAGUAGUGAAACUAGCCGAAGGCGCUCAGGCAAGGGAUGGCAAUGAGGAGAGCAAACAGCCAGCCCAAGAUAUUUCUUCCGAAGUAAUUGUCAAUGUACCUAGCACUAUUAUAGAUCAGUGUAAUAAGGGGUUCCAAAGGGACCAGGUCACUUUUCCGCCAUCUUGUUCAUCAGAUAGUACAGAAAUCAUCCUGCCUUCUACUUCACUAAUGUCGCUAGAAGAAUCAAUUUCUGGAGAGCGGGGUUGCGUGGUGAUCACACCAGAUAAUUCAUCUGAAGUCUCUGAAUUUUCGGAUUCAAAAACUGUGGAAAUACUUCAGGACCAACAACAGAACAAAGAAGUUCGAUCACAUAAAAAGAAAGAAGUGGAAAAUAUCGUGCAAGAUGUAUUUGAUUUCAUCGUGGAUGAAUCUGAUAAAAAUCACAUGACAAAAUUUUCGAUUACGGGCCGUGAGGAAAAUUCAGUUGCAUUGAAUAAUAUAGCCCGCUUAUACGAAGAUGCAU